GUCGAGGUGCUGUACAUGCGUUACAGAUUGGUGCAAGAGGUGUUCAUGUCUGUUGCUUGUGUGAAGAGUGACUAUGUAGUCAUAAUGAACUCUUGGAGCAGUGUUCGAAUGGGGUGUAGAGUCAUGAGGCGAAUGUACAGCACAGUAACAUCACGAUCCUUGGUGAAUGAUGGAAACUGUGCAUCUCUCAGGAAUGACAGUGUACGUAGUUCGUCGUCACAUGAGCAGAACAUAGUCAAAUCACCGUACCUGGACAUCACAGUACCAGACAUCAAUCUAAUUGAUUUUGUUUGGGAAAUGGUAGACAUAUAUCCUGACAGGACGGCACUGGUGUGUGCACUGACAGGUCGCAGGUACACAUAUGCUGAAUCACGUGGAAUUGCACGAAGAUUCGCAGCAUCACUCUGUAGGGCUGGGUUCAAGCAUGGGAAUGUGUUGGCUGUGGUGCUGCCCAAUGUACCAGAGUUCCCACUUGUUCUGUUUGGAGCUCUUGAAGCUGGCAUGGUUGUCACUACUGUCAAUCCAGUCUUCACUCCAGAGGAAAUAGGAAAGCAGCUAAGAGACUCUGGAGCUGUUGGUGUUGUAACGAUAUCAGACAUCUAUUCGAAAGUGUCUAAAGCGGUUGCUGUGCUGGAGGCUGAGAGAAAGAGCAAGAUUCCAAUCAUCCUCACUCCAGGACUAGAAGAUAAGGCAAUUCCACGGGGAACAAUCAACUUCCAAGAUAUGACCCACAAAGGGAUUGAUACAUCAAACCUUGGUGCUCAUAACAUGCUGAGUCCUGACAGUUUGGUGGUGCUGCCAUAUUCCAGUGGGACCACAGGACUACCCAAGGGGGUGAAGCUCUCACACAGACAUCUUAUCACCAACUGCCUACAGGUGUUAUCUGAGCCCAAGAUAUGUAGAGCUGAGAGAGCCACCGAUGACUUUCGAGAAAUUGUUCCAGCUCUUCUACCGUUCUACCAUAUCUAUGGGUUACUUUCUCUAGCCAUAGCUUCGCUUUACUGUGGUGCAAAAGUUGUCACGGUACCAACGUUUGAGCCUGCCCAGUUCAUAUCAACAGUUGUUAAAUAUAAGGCCACUGCGUUGUAUCUGGUGCCACCUGUGAUACAGUUCAUGAGCUCUCAUCCAGAUGUUAAGACCUCUGACUUUGAAACAGUGAGGUUAGUAAACAGUGGAGCAGCUCCUAUUGGUUAUAAUGAUGUGGAACGUUUGCUAGAGAAGGCGCCACAUGUGGAAUUUACUCAAGGUUAUGGGUUGACAGAGUCUUCUCCUGCUGCAACCAUUUUGGAGAAAGGAAGCACUAACUACAAGUCAUGUGGCAAACCUAUUCCUAAUACUGAAAUGAAAAUAGUUAACAUGGAUACUAACAUGAAUCUGGGACCUGGAGAGGCUGGAGAAGUGUGUAUUAGGGGUCCACAGGUAAUGGCGGGAUACCACAACAAUCCUCAGGCUACUGCUGAAACGAUUGACCCCUCUGGUUGGCUCCACACUGGAGACAUGGGUUAUUAUGAUGAAGAAAAUGAUUUUUACAUUGUAGACAGAUACAAGGAACUUAUCAAGGUUAAAGGAUUGCAGGUAGCUCCAGCAGAGCUGGAAGACAUACUUCGCAGCCACCCUGGAGUUGCUGAUGCAGCAGUCAUUGGUGUACCAGAUCAAAGGUCUGGUGAAGUACCUAAAGCCUUCAUUGUAUCAAAAGGACCGAAACUCACAGAAGAUGAUGUGAAGAAAUUUAUGGCAGGGAAAGUAUCUAGACAUAAGCAUUUGACUGGUGGUGCAGAAUUUGUAACUACAAUUCCAAGAAAUCCAUCAGGCAAGAUUUUACGAAAGAAACUUAAAGAAAUGUAUUGCAAAUGACAUUCCAUGUUUAUGGUUGAGAACAGAUGUGAAGGCAUGAGAAGUAACAAAACACUUCAAAAUCAGAAGAGUACCAUACCUUCUGAAAGCUGGAUGGACAUAAAGUGUGGUAAUUAUUACAGCAGUGGUACAAAACAUAUAUUUUAAUGAAAUGUAGUCUUACACAAAUUACAGAUCUAACUAUUUUUAUAUGAAAUAUGUUUUUGGUGAUCUGUGUGGUAAUUUUAGAAUGAAAUCAAACUGGAAGCAACAAAACAAUAAUGGACUAAGAAGUUUAUUAUCAAACAAACCGGGGCCAUAUAUGGCUCAGUGAAAGACUUCUACACAUACAGAACUACUUGACUGAGGUGAUACAGGCCAAAUCUAGUUCCCAUUAAUAAACAAUACUGAAAUACAA
Molecule: messenger RNA, 2251 nt
Organism: Cryptotermes secundus
Lineage: Eukaryota; Metazoa; Arthropoda; Insecta; Blattodea; Kalotermitidae
Product: probable 4-coumarate--CoA ligase 3
Exons: 9
Coding region: 16-1854 (612 amino acids)
Biological process (GO): fatty-acyl-CoA biosynthetic process; long-chain fatty acid metabolic process
Cellular component (GO): mitochondrion
Molecular function (GO): long-chain fatty acid-CoA ligase activity
Source: RefSeq, a predicted model, not a curated record